Messenger RNA from Wyeomyia smithii (pitcher-plant mosquito), 2893 nucleotides. RefSeq lists its product as uncharacterized. The transcript is spliced from 6 exons. Gene Ontology annotation, molecular function: protein-macromolecule adaptor activity. Gene Ontology annotation, cellular component: endoplasmic reticulum; membrane. The record is from RefSeq and is a predicted model, not a curated record. NCBI's taxonomy places the organism in Eukaryota, Metazoa, Arthropoda, Insecta, Diptera, Culicidae. Bases 1029 to 1526 code for a protein of 165 amino acids.
GCCAUUCAUAUGGAACAACGGAAGAGAAUUCCUACACUUCGGAAGGUAUCCCGCAGCAUAACAGCAGGCAUCAUUGAUAGUGCCGCAUGCCGACAAAACAUCCUGCCUCAGUCUCCCGACUCGAUUCGAUCGGUACGGUUCGAUCCGAAGGUUUUUGUUUCUCUGCUGGCGGAAUUCAGUCUAACCUGGCGCUCCCCCGCAAACAACAGAGCCAAUAUUCGACCAGAGCAGAGAGCAGGGCCUUCAAGGUACGGCGCGUGGUCACAUCCGCAUCGAUUCGCGUACAGAUUGUGCCGCAUUUGGACUGCCCGCAGUCGCUACAGCCGUGUACAGCCCGAAGUGAACACCCUUGGAGUUUUCUAACUUGCAUAAGAUAGCCGCUGCGGUAAGGUGAAAAUUCGAGGAAAAUUUCGAUCCAAAGAAGGAUCCGCAAGGGAGUGGACAAGAGAAAGAGAACCUGUGCAGCGCAAAGUGUUACUUUCUAUGCUCUGAAAGAACCCAUCGUCAAGUGUCUGUCGCUCUGCUUGUUUGACAUUGUAUGGCAGGUAUUUAUCUGUGUGAACCAUCAUCAUCAGCCGACCGAACCGACUGAAAAACGGGUGGUAUUCUCUCGUUUCUUCGAUGUGCUAAACAGACACCAGUUGUCUUGUCGGGUUGUAAAUAUAGAGCGCCGUGUACGUAGUGUUAGUGGUAAACAAAUGAUCCGUUUAGUGGCGAUCGAAGGCCUUCAUUAGAAAUUUGUCGUUGGCAUUUUUCCGACGCUGCCGCUCUGGUUCGAAAAAACGCGUCCACAGUACAAACAACAACCCGCUGAUUAUGAACUCACCUUGAUGCCGCUGCCAAAAGAAAUAAAACAAAAGCUACAACCAAAACCAAGGUAGUCAACACACAACCAGCAAACGUUGCAGGCCAAAAGUUACCGAAGUACGAAGCCACUACUAACAAACCGUCAGCAUCGAUUCGCACCGAAACCAUAUCAAAUUGUUCGGAAAUUCCCAGCACCCAUCGCAGUUCCGUAAGCAACAGCUAUGGAGCGUAAAUUACUGUACGCCUUCAGGGGCUGGAUCGCAUUUGUGGCCUUUAUGGAUCUUGGAACGGCAGUCCGCUGCUACAUUGAGCGACGAAGCUUUCUAGGUGAUCACUCCGAGACGCAGUUUAUCGAAGGAGAUUACACAAUUUCUCGGAUACUGGGAAUUUAUUGCAUUCUGAAGGCAGUAGCACUGGUCCACUGCACUCUGUAUAUACACUACAAACCAGUCGUCAGCAUGGGAGGCUGUUCCCUGGCUAUCACCAUGAUGCUCUACGUUACAGAGGCCUUGUAUUUCCGGUCGACGAAUCUCAACUUUUACGUUUUGUUCCCGUGUAUCCUCAACUCGAUGACACUGGUCGGUUUACUGUACAUUCCCCGGAGGCUCCGCCUCUGGGAGCACCGAUUGUCGGACAACGACGAUGAAAACUCCCAGCUGCUUAGGCACAUGGGUGGCUUCAAGAAGCGUUCGCGUGCCCACAAAAAUAAAACGCCCUGAACCGUCUGGCCGGUGUAAGUAUAUACAGUUUAAAACCGAACGAAUAGCUUGAACCAAAUAUCAUGAUUUUCGUAAAAAAAAAUUCUUACGACUUAGUGAAAAAUGACACCACUUCAUGUUAAGGUAUAAAACAAAAAAACGCUGAAUGAUUAAAAACCAAAAAACUCAAUGUGAAAAUCCAAAGCUUUAAAAACCAUUUAUAUAGUGAGAAGAACACAGAACAAGACGCGGAAAGCGAAAAUUUAUAAUAACAUUAAAACAAAUAAUUGAUCGAUUAAAUUAACACUAGUGUAGGGUAGUUUCAUAUGGUUGGUAACCGAAACGAAAUCGAUAAUAGAGAGCUAGCAAAAUAAAACGCCAAAAGCAGCGCAGUAGCGAAUAGAGUAAAAUCACGAGCUCACGCACAAAAUAAAAGCUGAACAGAUGUUCAAAGCAAUUCAUUUUAGCAUUUAGCAUGAUAUAAUGCAUUCCAACUGCAUUGGCACGCGCAUCGAGGUAAAUCGAGCGUAGCAAAUUAUAAUUUACGCACCAGGAAAAGAAUUUAUGGAAAUGAUUAUUUUGUUUGGAUAAUUAUUUUCGAAAAAAAAAAACAACUGUGGUCAAAUAAUUGAUGAUAAAACAAAGUUACGCUGAUUUACGUUACUUUUAAUUAUUCUGCUCAAACUAAUUUGAUUGUUGGCUACAAACCCAAACGAAUAGAUUCAAUUUUAAAUAGAAUAUAUAAAGUCCGCAGAUCCCGGAGAGCAUAACGUUGAUAACAUAACUAAACUUUAGAUCUUUUCAAAUCCAGCUGAAAUUAAAGCGAUAUAUUCAAUUUUUUACAAUCGACCCAACUUUAAGUAGAAUAUAGUAACAACAGUAUGAAAAACAUAGAUAAGAAUAAGACGCUUCAUUUUGAACAAAUAAUAACGGAUAGGCGAUAAACUUUAGAAGCAAUCGUUACGGCUAAUAAGAGAUGUUUGAAUUCUAUAGAGCUCCUAAAGUGGAGCACAGUUUGCAGGAGUUACUUCGUUUACGGCAUUACACCUAGAGCGUAACCCUUAGGGACAAACACUGAAGAAAAAACUAGCCAAAUAUUGAACCAUUUGAGACGGAAAGAAUCCUACCGGUUUUCUCGAGAGCUAAGUCCCUAGACAAACGGGAACAAUUUUAGUUAACAAAAACGUAGUUCGUUAGCCCCGUUGCUCAAGUAUAGAUUUCGUUUGAGGGUUUCAUUAUUUUAGUCGUUGUAUGAUGAUUUUUUCAAGCUGUUGGAUGGCAUUUUUUUUAAAACUAGAGGAGUCAUUAUCAAAUAGGAAGAACAGCUCAAUAAAGUUGAGUUGAUAAGAGAUUUUGGAACAAACCUUCGCCUACGGAAAUCUCGAUAA